Molecule: messenger RNA, 4081 nt
Organism: Toxoplasma gondii ME49
Lineage: Eukaryota; Apicomplexa; Conoidasida; Eucoccidiorida; Sarcocystidae
Exons: 8
Coding region: 357-3392 (1011 amino acids)
Source: RefSeq, a predicted model, not a curated record
CUUUUGUCAGUUGUCUCCUUCUCCAAGUGCUCAACUCUUCGUUACUUUUGCUACAAGUUUGCCGUCCCUAGUCGCCCUUUGCUGUCUUCAUUGUCCGCCUCUCUCUGACUCGUUGUCUUGCUCUUAAGAUCUCGGUUUUGAAUAGCCACAAGACGGGCGGAGUCUCUCUUUCGAUGUUACGUCCAGACUUUCGAUUUGGCUCUUGCUUCCCUCCAGUCUGAAACCUUUCUCCUUCUCUCUGUUCUCACCGGUUGUCUUUUCUGCGGUGGAACUGUGGAUUCUGCGGAUGAGCCCUGCGUGCGACCCCGAGUGCUGCGGUCCCUCCGUUCGACUUUUCCUCUCUGCGGAGAGGCACAAUGGCGCUUUCUGAAUCCUGCACUCGCAGGCUUCUCCCCUUCUGUGACCUCUCGUUUUCCUCACUCUUCUUUCCUCCUCCUAUGUCUCUCCCCCAGCCCCGUCCUCUCUCUUCUUCCUCGUCUGCUGCUUCGUCUCCGCCGUCCUCUACCAGGUUCUCUUCUUCUUCUUCUUCCUCUUCUUCUUCUUCCUCUUCUUCUUCUGUUGUCUCCUCCACUUCAGUUCCGCCUUCGAAGCGUUGCCUGCGCGUCUCGACCUGCCAACUUGCGCCUUCCUCCCUUCGCCUGCUUCUGCUGCUUUCUCUUGUCUUGCUUCUUCGGCUGUCUUCCGCUCACCCGGCGGCGCCAGAGGAGCCGCAGGAGGCGGAGGGUGACGAGGUCUUUGAAGACGCGUCCGAGACUCUGCCGUCUCCCGCCGCUUCCGAAGCGCUUCCGCAGGGCCGAGAGCGUCACGAGGAAGUCGAGCGAGUUCUGCAGGAACACAGACUGCUGCAGGCCGAAGAGCGGCACCGCGAGCUGCAGAGCGAGCACCGCAGAAAUGUGAUUCUCCAGCAGGAAGCUGCGCGUCUCCAGGAGGCGGCCGACGCCAGCGAGGACCUGCGGCAGCAUGCAGAGGCGAUGGCCGCAGCGGACCCCGCGGAUGCGGAGUCGCUGCGGAGCUACCACGGCGCCCUCUCGAAGGCGGUGUUGGACGAGGCGGAGCGCGGUCGCGUUCUGCAGGAGCGACUUCGCCUGCAGACUGUGCGAGACGCUCUCGAAGGCCAAGUCGAGCUGGAGAAACUGCGGGAGGCCGAGCUGAAGAGACAGCUGGGUCGCGCACCCCACGAGACGAACGACUGGGGCGACGACGAAGGCCUUACGACGCUCGACGAGGAAGGCCAGCAGGAACGACUCCGAACUCUCGAACUCGCAAAGGGUGCCGCCGUCCCCGUCGACCCCACUCGCAGUACUCUCCGAAACAACAUGCAGGAAGAACACGAAAGAAACCUCGAGAAAAUGCGACAGGGCGAUGGACGCGAACCAAAAGGACGCGAGGACGUCGCAGAGACGAGCAGUAGCUCUGGAGAAGAAGAAACAAUUAAAACAUCAAAACGGGGCUUCUUUGCGCGAAUUGGAGGACUUUUCAAAUCUGCCUUCAACCGUAUACGUUCUCGAUUCUCUACCACGUCGGUCAACGAUGCCGUAACGAAGGUGGCGAGUCACCAAGAGCUCGCUGUCGAGUACCUCCGGUGCCUGAACGUCGGCGACGCACGCACGAAUUUUCGGAGAGGCGACAGUUACUGCCGAACCUUGGGCGACGACUCUCACAGGAAAUUCUGCAACACUCUCGUUCAGAUGGCAAUGCAAAUACUUCAGCAGAUUCGCCUUUGUCAAAAAGACAGAAGCGGCACACAGCGAAGAGCCUGCUUCUUCAAAGUCAAAGCUCCUCUCAUGCAUCCAACCUUCGUCGAAAUAGGGUCGAACUUACACGAGGAGUACAUCGAAGGCUUUGUGACGCGAGCGCCCGACUUUCGAGUCGUCUCCGAGUCCGCGGUUUCGCAGAUUCACCAUCACACGCGGCUCUUGAACUGGAGAGAAAUUCUGCUGCACUCCUUCGACAUUGUGGCCAUCGCCGCGAGCAAUCGGCUGUGGGAGCAGACGCACGCGUCGCUGCAGAGCCUCUCUCACCAUCGGCUUGUCGAAAGUCAGAGGAGACAGGCUAUGCAACAGAGAGCCUUUCGUUUCCACCGCCGUCAGCGCGCGAUUUUGGACAUGCCGCCUCAUCCCGACCCCGUGAUGGUAGGAAUUCUCCACGAGCUGGUUUUCAAGGGCAACGUGUGUCGCCACAAGAGCGACUACCGCGCGCGGCUGGUGCGAGAGAUCGGAGACAAGCGCGUCGUGACGACGGUGAAGGAGCAGACGAAGCUCGCGUUCAUAUUCUGGAUUCGUUCCUUGUACUCCGUGGAAGAGUGCAUGCACCCGCCAUUCCUGCGGCCUUCGGAGACGAGUCCGGAAGACGAGGAGAGUGCGAGGGAGAGCCGGGAGCCGGGGGUGAACUCCGCAGACGAGGCCGAGCCUGCAGAGAAACUCUUCGGCGCGGCGCCCAGCUCGAUUCAAGUCCAGAACUGCGAGCUCGUUCGCAAGCUCUUUCGCCUGACUCUCGAGUCGCAGAGCGAAGACAUUCUCUCCGAUCACUUCUACUCUGACGGCACUGGCGAAUUAGAGGCCAGCGACGGAGACCUCCCCCAAGACACUUCGACCGAAAGCGGCGUCCACCCUUUCGAAGGCGACGAGGUCCCGCGGCGCCAUGAGGAGUCAGCCAAGCUGGAAUUACCUCUCACUGCCGAGCAACGCGUCGAAAGAAAAGCCUUCAUCGAGUCUCUCAACGCUGUCGUCUCUUCUUCCGCCACGCUCUCAGUUUCCAUUCUGUUAAACAAGAGUCGGAAGGGAUACAAGGUCCUGGAGUUCGCCGCUCGUUCGCGGUUCGUGACGCGCAUGCUGGCGAGUUUUUCUUUCAAGUUGGUUCUCCAUCUCUUCAGUCAGACGUACGACUUGUCUGCAAUUGCCACGGAGGUGGGCCACAGCGAGAAGUACCCCCCCGGUCGGCAAACAGAAGGCCUUGCCUGGCAUCUGGUCUUGAAGGCGAUUCGCGAGGGCGCUUUGCCUCUGCGCACGAGCGAUGUAUUCGCUUCGUCCUACGUCCAGAGUCUGGGCGCGACCGUCGAGAUCCUCACGGGAAGCAGAAACGUCGGCAAUUUCGCGACGCAAGUGCUCGUCAUUGCACUCAAUCGGAGGCGAGAGCUCUGGAAACGGAUCUCUCAGAGCGGCCUGGAGAAGAAGAGAGACGACAUCGGGGGACGCAUAGACGACGAGGAACCCGUCGCGCCAGACAUCGACACGCGCAUCCGACGAUCGCGGAGAAGGCUCACCCUUUUUCGAGUGAUGGCAUCUGCAGUUCUCUGUGCGUUCCUUCUCGCGGCCGGUGCGUGGGCGAUUCCCGUGCUUCUCGCUGUAGCCGUCGUCGGAAUCGCGUUCGUGGCGACGAGACAAAACGCGUAAAAGCGACGGAGAGACUAGGAAUGCAACGAAAGGUGUCUCGGUAAUACACACCGAGCGACAGACACGGGUGUACAGUCACAAAACAGUGCCUGGAAAUCUACAUCCAGCGAGAGAAUCUCGGAUAUGCUCCAAGAGAGCUCCAGCUCUCCACAUCGAAGCCGCUAUACGGACACACAUGUAUUUAUGUAGAAAGAUCUUUGUAUGUUGUUCUGUGUACAUAUACAUAUAUAUAUCUAUAUAUAGAUAUAUAUACAUAUCAGCAUAUCUCUGUCUCUAUUUCUGUAUCCUUCGGUGCCGUGUGAAUCGAUGUACCUCUGAAUGUAGAACCCCAGAUCCAUAUAUAUAUAUAUAUAUAUGUAUCUAAAUAUAUGUCUCUCUCUUUAUAUAUAUAUAUAUAUGCCUAUAAGGAUUUAGCGGAUUUGUACACUAUUUUCGCUUUUUUAUGCGAAACAGCGGGCACCGCAGACCACGUCAGAGGGCGCAGUAAUCUCUUCAAGCGUUUGUCUUCGUCUUUCUUUUUUCUUCCAGUUUUUUCUCGUGUGCAGCUGUCGCUUUUGUUUUCCGUCCCGACGUGCUUUCCGAAGAACGGGAUCUCUCGGAAGUUUUUCGAAAUUUCGGUUUUGCCCGCUACCGGUCCUCGAACCGCUGACGCGUGCAGAGACACUUUUUUCCAAUUUUUCAUUUACCCC